GCGGGGGGCUGCCAGCUGCGCUCUAGCCGGCUCCCGGGCGCGCCAUGGACUUCAACAUGAAGAAGCUGGCGUCGGACGCGGGCAUCUUCUUCACCCGAGCGGUGCAGUUCACGGAGGAGAAAUUUGGCCAGGCUGAGAAGACCGAGCUCGACGCCCAUUUUGAAAACCUCCUGGCACGGGCGGAUAGCACCAAGAACUGGACAGAGAAGAUCCUGAGGCAGACGGAGGUGCUGCUGCAGCCCAACCCCAGUGCCCGAGUGGAAGAGUUCCUGUAUGAGAAGCUGGACCGGAAGGUCCCCUCGAGGGUCACUAACGGGGAGCUGCUGGCUCAAUACAUGGCAGAAGCGGCCAGCGAGCUGGGGCCUGCCACUCCCUAUGGGAAAACACUAAUCAAGGUGUCAGAAGCUGAAAAGCUCCUGGGAGCUGCAGAGCGAGAUUUUAUUCACACUGCAUCCAUCAGCUUCCUCACGCCCCUACGCAACUUCCUAGAAGGGGACUGGAAGACGAUUGCGAAGGAGAGGCGGCUCCUCCAGAACCGGCGUCUGGACUUGGACGCCUGCAAAGCACGACUGAAGAAGGCCAAGGCUGCUGAGGCCAAGGCCACGACGGUGCCUGACUUUCAGGAGACUAGACCUCGUAAUUACAUUCUCUCCGCCAGCGCCUCCGCGCUUUGGAAUGAUGAGGUGGACAAGGCUGAGCAGGAGCUCCGAGUGGCCCAGACAGAGUUUGAUCGGCAGGCAGAAGUGACACGUCUCCUGCUGGAGGGUAUCAGCAGCACUCAUGUGAACCACCUUCGCUGCCUCCAUGAGUUCGUCAAAUCUCAGACAAUUUACUAUGCACAGGGCUACCGUCACAUGCUGGACUUGCAGAAGCAGCUGGGCAGUUUCCAGAGAAAGCCUGGGUGGGGAGGAUGGCAAGGACAAGGGGACGGAAUCACCUCAUCUUCCUUGCUUUGCUUUUCCCUUUGUGCUGCCAGCUCCCAGGGUGCCAUAUUUCCUGGCACCUUUGUGGGCACAACAGAGCCUGCCUCCCCACCCCUCAGCAGCACCUCGCCCACCACUGCCGCAGCCACCAUGCCUGUGGUACCCACAGUGGCUGGCUUGUCUCCUCCUGGAGAAGCUGCACUCUGCCUGGAGGAAGUGGCACCCCCUGCCAGUGGGACCCGCAAGGCCCGGGUGCUCUAUGACUAUGAGGCAGCCGACAGCAGUGAGCUGGCCCUGCUGGCUGACGAGCUCAUCACCGUCUACAGCCUGCCUGGCAUGGACCCUGACUGGCUUAUUGGCGAGAGAGGCAACAAGAAGGGCAAGGUCCCUGUUACCUACUUGGAACUGCUCAGCUAAGCAGGCCCCUCCCAGGCUCUGCCCUGCCACUUGUCUGUUGGUGACAGCUACUCAGGGUGGGGAGACUAACCCCAUUCUGCCCAUGCCCCCUCAUCCAGCUGUGAGACGGGCUGAACGGCCCGCCCCUCUCAGCCCUGCUUCUGACCUGUGGUUCUGGAGCCCUGGCCCUGCCUGCACACGCUGCACAUCCCAAUCCUUCCAGCUCCCCUAAGGAGGGCCACUGGGCUCGGCAUUGCAGUAGGCCCAGGACCUGCUGGGAGCACCCCUGCAUUGAAGAAAGCACGUGCCUUUUAGUUGCCAAAGGCCAGGAGGGGACAGUAGCAAGGAGGCAGGCAGAUCUCUGGCAGCCCGGGGCCUCAGUACUGCCCUGGGAGGGGAGAGGUCAGCAGGAGAUAAACCAGCCCAGAGCAGCACUGUCUGGUGCUACCCUCUCCCCUUCUCCCUCACAGCUCAAGCUAAGGCCGUGGCUCUAGCCUUCCCCUCCCACACUUUUUAACUGGUAUUUUUACUUCUGCCUGUCUGCUUGCUCUCUAGCCAAAGGUGAAUAAACCCUACUUUGUG
Castor canadensis (American beaver) is the source of this 1901-nucleotide messenger RNA. RefSeq names its product SH3 domain containing GRB2 like, endophilin B2 (gene Sh3glb2). Lineage: Eukaryota; Metazoa; Chordata; Mammalia; Rodentia; Castoridae. Gene Ontology annotation, cellular component: cytoplasm; membrane. Gene Ontology annotation, molecular function: protein binding. The record is from RefSeq and is a predicted model, not a curated record. Gene Ontology annotation, biological process: membrane organization.